AUGCUAUCGCAAAAGAUAAGCUCUCACAAGCCGCCAGAGUAUAUCCUCGAGGUCUUCGCAGAUCCCACAUCUGUCAAGGAUAUUGUCAAAGGCAUCCUCCACACAAUCUUCUUCCACCGCUACUUCCCCUGCAUCCGCCCUACCUCCCUUGACGUGCUCAACCUCACCUUACCUGCCAUCAGCGACGUCGAGCUCGAAACCCUCAUCGACGCGCGCGUCAACGCCCUGGUGCGCCACCAUCUGUCCUCGUCGGCCAAUUCGCCGAAUGGCGGCGUGCGAGGGCGAAUUGCGGUGCAGUUCUUUGAGAAGCGAAGGCGGAAGGUGGCUGGUGGGUUUGGGGCGGGUCUUGUUGGGGGCGGCAGGUGGUUUGUAGGCGGGCUGGCGGGGAGAGGCGUGGGCGGCGUUGGAGGCGGCGGCGGCGGCGGCGGCGGCGGGGCUGGGACUGGGGAAGUGGGAGCAGGGGGAGUUGGUGGUGCUGCUACGGUUAUGAAUGAGGAGGAGGUGUGUUGGGAAGUGUGGACGGUUGAUGUUACGAUUGCGACGCCGCGGACGGAGUCGGAUCGCACCAAAGUCCGCAACGCCAUGGAAAAAAUGCUACAGAACGCCGCGUUUAAGAUCGUUUCUGUCGUCAACAAGGACAAGGAUCACAUCCCGCCCAUUACCACGAGCGAUGCCAAUCCAUUCCCAUAUCAGAUCGUCCUGAAUCCCAAGUUGGAUAAUUGGGGGAAUAAGUUCGGGCUAUAUUGA
Histoplasma mississippiense is the source of this 747-nucleotide messenger RNA. RefSeq lists its product as hypothetical. The coding region runs from base 1 to 747 and encodes 248 amino acids. The transcript has 3 exons. Gene Ontology annotation, cellular component: phagophore assembly site. Gene Ontology annotation, biological process: autophagosome assembly; autophagy. The record is from RefSeq and is a predicted model, not a curated record. Lineage: Eukaryota; Fungi; Ascomycota; Eurotiomycetes; Onygenales; Ajellomycetaceae.